Messenger RNA from Momordica charantia (bitter melon), 3124 nucleotides. Its product is annotated as JmjC domain protein JMJ24. The record is from RefSeq and is a predicted model, not a curated record. Gene Ontology annotation, cellular component: histone deacetylase complex; chromatin. Gene Ontology annotation, molecular function: histone H3K9 demethylase activity; transcription coregulator activity; chromatin DNA binding. Gene Ontology annotation, biological process: regulation of transcription by RNA polymerase II. NCBI's taxonomy places the organism in Eukaryota, Viridiplantae, Streptophyta, Magnoliopsida, Cucurbitales, Cucurbitaceae.
GUGUUUCCCUGUGGCUCGCAGAAGAAAAUUGUAAAUGGCGAAUGUCCGCUGGCCGUGGCGGGUUUUGAACAACUCGCUACCUCGACGAUUCGCACCAAAAUCUCCCAAUUCAAAACCCUAGUUUCCACCUCCACUCUCCUCCCGCUGAAGCUACGCCUCGAAUUCCACGAGGCGAUUCCAUCGAUGGAUCAUCAACGAUCAGCUUCUGCAAACGGCGAGGACGUCGGAAUUCCAGACGAUUUACGGUGCAAGAGGUCGGACGGGAAACAGUGGCGGUGCACCGCCAUGUCAAUGCCGGAUAAAACAGUGUGCGAGAAGCACUACAUCCAGGCCAAGAAGAGGGCGGCGAAUUCUGCAAUGAGAGCGCACUUGAAGAAGGCGAAGAGGAAAUCGUUGGAGGAAGGUGAUAUGUAUUUGGAGGAUAAGAGUGACGAUUUCGAUACGCCUUUGUCGACUGCGGAGCAGUCUAAUCCAGGGAAGAAGUCGUCGAAGAGUGCCCGGUACUCGCCCGACACUCCGCCCACUAGGAGCUUGCCUGUACGUAAUAGCUCAAAGCACGACGAUUCUCAGAGAGAUUUGUCGCAGCAUGAAGAGAAUUGGAGGUCUUAUAAGACAACUGCUGCGGAUUCUUCGAGGAAUAUAUCGCAGAAAAGCUUUGAUGCUAAUGCCACGACGGAGUAUUCUGAUGGAAGCACAAAUUCUUCUGAGGAGAUUGGUGGGCAAACAUGCCAUCAAUGUCGAAGGAAUGACAGAGAUGGAGUAGUCUGGUGUCUUAGGUGUGAUAAGAGAGGAUACUGCAGUAGCUGCAUCUCUUCAUGGUACUUGGACAUACCAUUGGAGGAAAUUCAGAAAACUUGCCCUGCAUGUAGAGGUAUUUGUAACUGCAGAGCAUGUCUGCGUAGCGGUAAUUUGAUAAAGGUAAGAAUAAGGGAAAUACAGGUUUUAGACAAGUUGCAAUAUCUCCAUUGUCUAUUGUCAUCUGUACUACCUGUUAUCAAACAAAUCCACGUUCAACAAUGCCUUGAAGUGGAACUUGAAAAAAGGAUAUGUGGAGCUGAUAUAUAUCUUGCUAGGGCAAAGUUGAAUGCAGAUGAGCAGAUGUGCUGCAAUUUUUGCAGGCUACCUAUUAUUGAUUAUCAUCGGCAUUGUCGAAGCUGCAACUAUGAUCUGUGUCUCAGUUGCUGUCAAGAUCUACGGGAAGCAUCCACAUCAGCAAUUAGUGGACGCUUGUCAGAUAGUGAGAAUGGUUUGACAGGCCAAGACGAGAAACUUGUGUUUGAACAAGCAUACAGACAGAGAUUGAAGUUUUUGGAUAAAAUCUCCAACUGGAAAGCCAAUUGUGAUGGAAAUAUACCUUGUCCUCCAAGGGAAUAUGGUGGCUGUGGCUAUUAUUCAUUAAGCCUGAGUCGCAUUUUUAAAAUGAAUUGGGUUGCAAAAUUGGUAAAAAAUGUGGAGGAAAUGGUUGGUGGCUGCAGGGUUCAUGAUUCUGGAACUUCACUGGACACGGAGUCGAUUGAUCCCAGCCUUUUCCAGUGUGCUCAUCGAGAUAAUGACAAUGACAAUUUCUUGUAUUUCCCAACAUCAUCAGACAUUAGAUCUAAUGGAAUCAGUGAUUUCAGAAAACAUUGGGCUAGGGGUAAACCCAUAAUCGUCAGGCAGGUUUUUGAUAGCUCAUCCAUUGCAAGCUGGGAUCCAGUGGUUAUCUGGAGAGGAAUUCAGGAUACAGCUGAUGAGAAAAUGAAAGAUGAGAAUAAAAUAGUGAAAGCCAUUAAUUGCUCAGACCAGUCUGAGGUCAAUAUUGAGCUUCUUCAGUUUAUUGAAGGAUAUUUCGAUGGGCGUAUCUCGGAAAAUGGCAGGGCAGAAAUGUUGAAGUUGAAAGAUUGGCCUUCCCCCAGUGCAUCUGAAGAGUUUAUUUUGUACCAGAGGCCUGAAUUCAUUGUUAAAUUACCCUUACUUGAGUAUAUCCACUCCAAAUGGGGAAUACUUAAUGUUGCAGCAAAAUUGCCACACUACUCUUUGCAAAAUGAUGUGGGACCUAAGUUUUUUAUAUCUUAUGGAGCCUUUAAGGAACCUAGUGCGGGUGAUUCUGUGACUAAUCUUAGUGUCAACAUGCGCGACAUGGUGUAUUUAUUGGUUCAUGCUCAUUCAGUGAAGCCUAAAGAUGCUAAGGGGAUUGAUAUUGAGUGCACGGAAAAUACUACUGUGAAAUCUGUGGUGAACGAGGUACAUGGCGAUGUAGAAAUGUGUUCUGGUGACGGGGGGUCAGCAGAACUAUUAGUUCAUGGUCAUGGAUUGCAGGAUGAGCAUGAGGCUAGGGGUGAAGCAGAGACGGAAGUUACAGUGUCAAGUAAUGAGGUGGAAUCUAAUAGUACUGAUGAGAAAACUGCCAGCUCAAAAAUAUCAGAUAGAGAUAUCUUUAAAAAGACUUGCUUGACAGCCGUUUGGGAUGUAUUUUGCCGGAAGGAUGUUCCCAAACUGACUGAGUAUUUGAGACUACAUUGGAAGGAAUUUGGGAAGUCUGCCAAAAUAAAUGAUGAGCUGAUUAUGCGGCCUCUUUUUGACGAAGCAUUGUACCUCAAUGGACAUCAUAAAAGGAAAUUGAAAGAAGAAUUCGGAGUAGAGCCCUGGACAUUUGAGCAGCGUUUGGGUGAAGCUGUUUUUGUUCCUUCCGGAUGCCCUUUCCAAGUUAAAAAUUUUCAGUCCAACGUCCAAUUGGGUCUUGAUUUCUUAUCUCCUGAAAGUGUUGGUGAGGCUGCAAGAUUGGGUGCAGAUAUCAGGUGUCUUCCCAAUGAUCAUGAAGCAAAACUGCAAGUGUUGGAGGUGGGAAAAAUCUCACUUUAUGCAGCAAGCUCAGUUAUCAAAGAAGUUCAGAAAUUGGUGCUCGAUCCGAAACUAAGCGAAGAGCUUGGAUUCGAGGAUCCUAAUCUGACUGCUGCUGUUUCCGAGAACUUGGAGAGGAUGACAAAACGAAGGCAGAUAAGUUGUGCUUAGUUUGUUUGUAUUUAUGUACUAUAGAUCAAUACCAAAACUCACUACCGGACUCGAAGACCUGUACAUAUGAAUGCAUGCAAUAGUGAGAUCUUGUGCAUAUACCAACUAACAAAAAAUAUGUUUGAGGUUCUCA